AUGCCGCGGCCGAAGGCGACGAUGCCGUCGCCGAAGGGGGCAGUCGAGCGUUACGCCGGGCUGGGAUCGGCGCUGACGAGCCUCGGGUCGGCGCUGGCGGGCCUGAUGUUCGUGUGGAGCAUGGUCCGCCCCUUCCUCCCGCGCACCGUCUUCAAGUACUACCUCGGCCACCUCAUGCGGCGGCACGCGCGCUGGCUCGUGGCGCUCCUCGACCCCUGGCUCACCAUCACCAUCACCGACCACGACGGCGGCGGCCGCCUGGGCAUCGGGGCCGUCUACGACCGGGCCAAGGCCUACCUCAGCGCCCAGUGCGCCACCCGGGCGAGGUCGCUCCGGGCCGAGCUCGCCGCGCGCGGCACCGAGCGCUUCCUCCUCAGCAUGGACCACAACGAGGAGAUCGCCGACGAGUUCCAAGGCGCCACCGUCUGGUGGCACUCCGUGUCCCUCGGAGGGGCCGUCCCCCGCCGCACCUACCGGCUCGUCUUCCACGAGCGCCACCGCGACCUCAUCGUCGAGUCCUACCUCCCCCACGUCUCCCGCGAGGGCCGCGCCAUCAUGGCCAGCACGCGCCGCCAGAAGCUCUUCACCAACACCUUCGACCGGCACAACUGCUCCUGGAGCUACGUGGUGUUCGAGCACCCCUCCACCUUCGACACGCUGGCCAUGGACCCUGCCAAGAAGCGCGCCAUCAUGGACGACCUCGACGCGUUCCGGAACGGCAGGGACUACUACGCGCGCAUCGGCAAGGCCUGGAAGCGCGGCUACCUCCUCUACGGCCCGCCGGGCACCGGCAAGUCCACCAUGAUCGCCGCCAUGGCCAACUACCUCGACUACGACGUCUACAACAUCGAGCUCACCUCCGUCACCACCAACGCCGAGCUCCAGCGCCUCUUCGUCGAGACCAAGGGCAAGUCCAUCAUCGUCGUCGAGGACAUCGACUGCGCCGCCGACCUCACCGGCAAGCGCGACAGGAAGAAGCCGCCGCCGCCGGGCCCCGACGACUACGAGGAGGCCAGGAAGGUCACGCUCUCCGGCCUGCUCAACGCCAUCGACGGGCUCUGGUCGGCGUGCGGGGGAGAGCGCAUCAUCAUCUUCACCACCAACCACGUCGAGAAGCUGGAUCCGGCGCUCAUCCGCCGCGGCCGCAUGGACAAGCACAUCGAGAUGUCCUACUGCUGCUUCGAGGCCUUCAGGUUCCUCGCCAGGAACUACCACGGCAUCGACGCCCAUCCUCUGUUCGACGGCAUCGAGGCGCUGCUGCACGAGGCCGAGAUCACCCCCGCCGACGUCGCCGAGCACCUGAUGCCCAAGUGCGCCUCCGACGACGCCGACUCCUGCCUCGCCAGUCUUGUCAAGGCGCUGGCCGACAAGGCCAAGGAGAAUGCCACGACGGCCGUGAUCAACUCCAUGGACGUGCUCCUCAAGGACGACGAGACUGUGCUGGACAAGUAG
Molecule: messenger RNA, 1452 nt
Organism: Lolium rigidum
Lineage: Eukaryota; Viridiplantae; Streptophyta; Magnoliopsida; Poales; Poaceae
Product: AAA-ATPase At3g28610-like
Exons: 2
Coding region: 1-1452 (483 amino acids)
Molecular function (GO): ATP binding; ATP hydrolysis activity
Source: RefSeq, a predicted model, not a curated record